GUUCGCCACAUGUUUCUGCGACAAAUCUGUCCCAGCUGGCAGACUUGCUGCCAUGUUACCUCUAGAACCUACAUUCUGAAUUCACAGCGCAGUCUUCAAAGUCUCAGUCUGCUUACCCACACCCGCAAUAUCUCAUGCUCGGUGGCAAGGACGAGGAUGAGGUCAAGUCAUUGAGGGCCAGGACUGUUUUGCACCUCCAGGGGCUCUCAUCCGGAACCACGUCUCGCGACGUGCGCGCCGCCUUCGAUAAGUUCGGGCCUAUCAAGGCCGUCGUAAUGAACAAGGACAUCGAGGGUUCAUCCAAGGCUGACAGCGACCAAGCAUACAUCGAAUUUAACCUUGCAGACGACGCCUCAAAGGCAUUCGACGCCUCUAUCUUCGACGGCCUCACCGUCAGGGACGCUCCAGUCAAGGCCGAGUUCUUCAAAAGCUCUCUCGACACCAUGAUAGCGUCUCCAACCAUCCACAUCACUGGACUCUCCCAAGAAGCAACACUCGCCGAUCUCUCAGAGCUCUUUGAGCGAUACGCUGUCGUCGUGAACGUUCGCUUCGGCCGGCACCCCGGGACCGCAUUCGUCGACUUCCGCUCAGCCGAGUCAGCAUCCUUCGUCGUGGACGCACACCGUGCGCGCCCAUUCGAACUCGGCGACGACAGUGCCCCCAGCCUAGCCUUUGCCGCGCCGAGCGUGGGUCUGCGCAAGUUUGCCAGGCCCGCAGAGCCGCCGGCCGAACUGCAGCCCUCCCACCCGACGAUCUUCGCGACCAAGUUCGGCCGGCCUGUGUCGGAAGAGAUCCUGCGGCGCGUGUUCUGCGAGCACGGCGAGAUCACCGACGUCACACGGAAGGGCGAGAACACGUCUGAAAUGGCUAGGGCGCCUGACUAG
Phanerochaete carnosa HHB-10118-sp is the source of this 884-nucleotide messenger RNA. RefSeq lists its product as uncharacterized. The record is from RefSeq and is a predicted model, not a curated record. The coding region runs from base 135 to 884 and encodes 249 amino acids. The transcript has 3 exons. Lineage: Eukaryota; Fungi; Basidiomycota; Agaricomycetes; Polyporales; Phanerochaetaceae. Gene Ontology annotation, molecular function: RNA binding.